CUGCGAUUUUCUGGCCACCAUCUCCACCUGCCUGGGUCACCCUGUCACCAUUAGGUCUGCGUUUUCCUGGAUUGCUGUCCUUUUCUUGCCUAUAGACAAUAGAAUACCUUCUUCCUUCACAUAGAUUCCGAAAGCCGCAUACAUAGUACGUUUCGAACCCGCCGUGCUAUCACUCCGUGCAUUCAAAGUCUCUCGAGGAACAUUCGAGAACAGCAACGUGAUCUUCUGCGCGAGGCAGUGGCCAUACCCUAGGAUCGAAAGAGGAGGAUCGCAACAAGCUAGAGAACGUGAACAAAUCGAACUCGCGCGCCGAAAGAUGUCGACUGCGAUCGUGAGCGCCGACGACGACGUCCUCGAUCCCAGCCUCCAAAACCUCAUCGACCAGAAGUCGCUACGAUGGAUUUUCGUGGGUGGAAAGGGUGGUGUGGGCAAGACAACAACCUCGUGUUCGCUGGCGAUCCAAAUGGCCAAAGCCAGGAAAUCGGUGCUCUUGAUAUCCACUGACCCCGCUCACAACCUGAGUGACGCCUUCAGCCAGAAGUUUGGCAAGGAUGCAAGACUGGUCGAGGGCUUCACAAACCUCAGCGCCAUGGAGAUUGACCCCAAUGGUUCCAUCAAUGACCUUAUCAGCGGCGCCGGGGAUGAGGCUCAAGACGCCAUGGCAGGACUGGGUGGAAUGGGCAAUAUGAUGCAAGAUCUGGCUUUCAGCAUUCCUGGCGUUGACGAGGCCAUGUCCUUUGCCGAAGUGCUCAAGCAGGUCAAAUCUCUAUCCUACGAAGUCAUCAUCUUCGACACUGCUCCCACCGGCCACACUCUGCGUUUCUUGCAGUUCCCCACGGUCCUGGAGAAGGCCCUCGCGAAGAUCUCUCAGCUCUCUGCCCAGUUCGGUCCCAUGCUGCAAUCCGUCAUCGGAGCAAGAGGAGGUCUUCCGGGAGGGGCAACACUGGAGGAACUGACGCAGAAGCUUGAGUCCCUUCGAGAGACGAUUGCCGAAGUCAACGGCCAAUUCAAGAAUCCCGACAUGACUACCUUCGUCUGCGUCUGCAUCGCCGAGUUCCUCUCACUGUACGAGACGGAGAGAAUGAUUCAAGAGCUGGCAAACUACCACAUCGAUACCCAUUGCAUCGUCGUCAAUCAAUUGCUGUUCCCGGAGAAAGACAAUGAAUGUAAGCAGUGUAACGCUAGGAGAAAGAUGCAGAAGAAAUACCUAGACCAGAUCGAAGAGCUGUAUGACGAGUUCAAUGUUGUCAAGAUGCCCCUCUUGACGGAUGAGGUGCGCGGGGUGGAAAAGUUGAAGAGUUUCUCGGAAAUGCUGAUUCAUCCAUAUCAACCGCCAUCAUGAGAUCAAGCCCGGGUUAGGUAGUGAUGAUAGAGACAAAGUCCCAUUCCAACCUCAGCGCUGGGGGCCAAAUAAAAAGCCCAAGGCACCCGCGCUCUGAUACGGACCGAAUGGCAACAUGGAUUGCACGCCCAGCCGUUUGACACGAGCCCAACUCGGUAGAUGAUUCCUGUUCUGACUUAUCGCCUGAGGGGUCCAGAUGCAUUUGACAUGUCUUGGGGC
This is a messenger RNA of Cladophialophora immunda, 1561 nucleotides long. RefSeq names its product ATPase get3. Gene Ontology annotation, molecular function: ATP binding; ATP hydrolysis activity. Gene Ontology annotation, cellular component: GET complex. NCBI's taxonomy places the organism in Eukaryota, Fungi, Ascomycota, Eurotiomycetes, Chaetothyriales, Herpotrichiellaceae. The transcript is spliced from 3 exons. Gene Ontology annotation, biological process: post-translational protein targeting to endoplasmic reticulum membrane. The coding region runs from base 317 to 1342 and encodes 341 amino acids. The record is from RefSeq and is a predicted model, not a curated record.